AUGGCCCCCGGACUCGUGGAAACUCCUGGUCUUCAGACCUUCUCGAAGCCCGUCAAGCAAUCUGUGUUCCCAGAUGGAUUCAAAACAUCCGGCCAGCACCCUCCCGUAUAUUCACUAGUUCGGCCCUAUUCCGAGUUCCCGAAAGUCCUUACCGGGCCUACACUGUGGAAAGCCGAGGAAUAUCGCGAGAAUGAUGACCUCUGGACACAUCGAUUUACCUCAGAUGAAGUUGCGGAGAUCAGCGGUGCCAGUGAUCAGUUUAUCAAGAGUGGCAUUCCUUUAACUGGAAUCACAAAGGCAAACUUCCUUUUGCCCAACUUAUCCGAGCGGAUGGAAAAUCUCCGUCAGGAUCUGCUCAAUGGCAAAGGAUUCUUCCGUUUCAGAGGCCUCCCUGUUGAACAAUGGGAUCUCCAGAAGUGUGCAACAGCAUACAUGGGCCUUGGCACAUACUUGGGCUACUUCACCAGCCAAAACGGCCGUGGUCAUGUCCUGGGUCACGUCAAAGAUUUAGGAGAAGAUCCAACCAGAACUGACAAAGUUCGCAUCUACCGAACAAAUGCUCGCCAAUACUUCCACACCGACGGAUCCGACCUUGUCGGUCUCCUUUGCAUCACCAAAUCUCUGUCUGGUGGUGAAUCAGACAUCGUGUCCACUCAUCAUGUAUUCAAUGUACUACAGGAGAGACAUCCUGAUGUGGUAGAAACACUAUGUGAGCCCAACUGGUAUUUCGACCGGAAGGGUGAGCAAUCUGAAGGCGAAGAACCCUGGAUGCGAUGCAGCGUCUUCUACCUUGAAAACGAUAAGACACGCUCCAACCCACGAGUCUACACAAGGCUCGACCCCAAUAACGUGACAUCGCUGGCGCGCUUCAACUCAGGGCCUGACGCACGCAUCCCUCCUUUGUCAGACAAACAGAAAUACGCCCUGGAGAUAUUUGAGAAGACCUGCGCUGAGCUCUCGCUACACAUGAUUCUUGCUCCAGGUGAUAUUCAAUUCCUGAGUAAUACACAUGUCUUCCAUGCGCGAACCGCCUACACCGAUUACCCAGCUGGAGCGCUUGAUGAGAGCGGACGCCCUGCCCGACGCCGCCAUUUGAUGCGACUUUGGCUCUCGGCCCCAGAAUCGGAAGGAGGUUGGAAGCUUCCAUACCACGAUAGUUUGGAGAGGAAGCGUGGAGGUAUCCAGGUUAACGAUACCCCUCCUGUUUGUCCCUUGGAUGCGGAGUGA
Molecule: messenger RNA, 1227 nt
Organism: Penicillium vulpinum
Lineage: Eukaryota; Fungi; Ascomycota; Eurotiomycetes; Eurotiales; Aspergillaceae
Product: TauD/TfdA family dioxygenase
Exons: 3
Coding region: 1-1227 (408 amino acids)
Molecular function (GO): oxidoreductase activity
Source: RefSeq, a predicted model, not a curated record